CGCCGCAAGAAUUUAAAAAAAAUCCAAAAGCAAGCGUUCCCCACGUGUCGGCCAUGGCUGUCAGUAGCGCCACAAUUCGCGCACAGAUAUCCGUGGCCAAAGAUAGCGUUAACAAAACUGAACAGGGAACGUUAUCAAAAGUGAACAGGCACAAAUAAAGGCGUUAAAAGGCCACCUAACGAGUUCUUCGCUGGCUAUGUGGUCUCACAGCCCUCGCGGGAGCGCUGUGACAUAACACAGCCUUCAUAUGUAAAGCGAUCUGGCAGCAGCGCGCUUGUCCAAGCAACCAGUUUCGUCCUCGAUCGAACCUGGCGCAUUACCCCAAACACGCUCGCGAUGUCGUCGUACGAGUUGCCCGCCAACGCCAGCGAGGACGUGCUCAGACGCAAGGUAAGCGAAGUGCGAGGCAACCUGCAGUCGCUGAACAUAUCCAACUGCAUCGUCGCGAUACCGGCAUUCCUGCUGUCGCUGGCGUCCGACCUACGGAACCUCCAAACUCUGUCGUGCGUCGCGUGCCCUCUGAAGGCGAGCCUUCUUCUGGACCGGCUGCUGAGGUCGUUGCAGAACGUCACGCAGCUUGAGUUCUCGCUCGUCGACGCCAGGGACGACGCCAAGGAAGAACUCUUCAAGAUCCGGCACUUGGGGGUCGUUUACGUGGGUAAGGAGACCAAGAUUCGCAAGAUGUACGUCGAGGUGGCGGACAAAAACAACGCGAAGGUGCUGCUGCUGUUCCUAAUGUACUGCCCGCUCCUGAGGGACUUGCACGUUCAUUUCAUGGACGACGCCAGUUCAGACUUGUGCGCGGCGACGUGCUCGAACAUUACCAACCACUUCACCAAUCUUGCGACGUUUACGGUCACCUGCGAGGUGCCCUCCAGGGUGCAGUCGGACCCCACGCAGCCGGUGGACUUGCGUUACUGCAUCGACCUUCACGGUAACGUGGUGUUCCGAAAGACGCCGCAGGCCUUCAACUGCGCCCAGUUGCGAGACCUGGCCUUGUCGCCCACUCCGGCGUUCCCGCUUGAGCCAGUCGUCCUGGUGGCCGUCGAAACACCAGAUACCGGGAGGCAGUUCCUCAAUGCCGGCUCUCGGCACAACUGGAGCCAGUUACGGAGCCUGUGCAUCCUGCUGUACGCCCGAAACCUCAACCAAACCGUGUAUCCGACCAUCUGCGCUAUGCACGACGACGCCCUGCGCGACUUUUUCGCUAAGCUUCUCAACCUCGUCGAGCUCAACGUCAGCUCCUUCCACUUUGGCGACGGCGUCGACUUCACGAAGCUGCUGGCUGCGCCCGCUCUGCAGCGCCUCCGAGCGCUGUCCCUGCCACCCUGCGGCCUGCGUCCGAGAGGCGCCGUGCGUCGGCUGGCCCUCGGGCUCGGCGACGUCGAAGACCUGGACGUCCGCCUCAACAUGGACGGCCACUACAAGAGCUGCCGUUCCUGCUCCAACGAAGUGACCAUCGAACCUGCGAAUGCGAGCGCGUUUUCCAUCGGGUCCGGCCGCCUUACGUUGAGCAACGUGCCACGCCUGGUUUCUUUGAACUUCCUCCGGCGCCUCCAGGUGCCCCACGUGCGGUUCAUCGACGACUCUGACAUCCCGCGUUUUGACUACAGGGCCCUAUCAAGGGCUCUACGCUCCAGUGAAACCCUCCGCUCCCUCGUCAUCAAGAUGGCCCUCAUUAAUUUCGACGAGCCGUCCUUCGAGAGCUUGCUAUGCCCUGCAAGGGCUCUGGAACGCCUGUGCCUCCUCACCAAGACAAAGCUGGAGGCAUCGCAAGCGCAGCAGGCCGUGCAAGCCAUGGCCCGCCAGCUGCCGUCCAUCUUCUACUUACAUAUCCACUAUGUGGAUAUUGAAACGCACUCGGAGACCAGUGUGACCUGGAUCCGCUUACCCGAAGGCGAAGUGGCGGGCCCUUCAAGUCGAGGAAGAGUGAUGCCUGGGAAGCCUUGCAUCAUGUGCUCCACCCAGACGUUCGUGGCACUCGCAAAGCCGCACAACCGUGAACUGUAGUAGACCAAGCAGCGGGUGUGGCGCCCUUGAAGUGGUCGCUGCUGGACCGACAUUUGUCUUGUAGACACCCUUGCAUACGCUCUUCGAUUUGAGUGCGUCGUCAUACAUGUGUCCCCCAUUGCACCUCGAACUUGACAUUCGAUCGCUUUUAAUCGCCAAGGAGCGAUUUUUCAAACGGCUAAUAAGUUUUAUCGCUUCUCCUGGCUGUGAUCUACUUGUUACUCAGGGACACUAGAUGUCGCCCGUCUAAAAAAUCGUCAACGUAUCUAAAAAUUCCAACAGUUUGACCCAAAUGUGAUAGGGAUCUUGUCAGCAGCUUGCAUGGGUCAAACAUUGACCUAAUUUUCAGAUACGUUGACGACUUCUUGAGGAUGCAACUAACAACUGUGACUGCACUUUAGCGCGGUGCUAUGUAUAAUUGAUGU
Rhipicephalus sanguineus (brown dog tick) is the source of this 2435-nucleotide messenger RNA. RefSeq lists its product as uncharacterized. The transcript is spliced from 2 exons. The coding region runs from base 337 to 2010 and encodes 557 amino acids. The record is from RefSeq and is a predicted model, not a curated record. Lineage: Eukaryota; Metazoa; Arthropoda; Arachnida; Ixodida; Ixodidae.